AUGAGCAGACUUCCACUGUUAUCACUAGAUGAUAUUUUAGGUGGUUCGCCGAAAAAAAACGCAUUUGAGGAUAUAAACCUUCCAAAUACCACCAAUUCAGAGCAAAGGGAGUCACCAAGCAAAACUAUAACACUUCAUAAUGCAUCUAACGACUCAGAAUCUGGUCCUGAUCAGCUGCAUCCAGACGACCCUGAGGCACUGUUAAAUGCCCUUUUAGAAGAGAACCAAGAACGACUACGUCUCAAGAAGCUACGCGACUCUUUGUUGAUCAAGCGCUCUGAAUUGAAGUCGGAUGUGGAGGAAAUCAACAUUAGAGUGAACUAUUUGCGCUCAAAAAAACAGCCACCUGCUAAGAAAAAAGUGAAAAAGACGAUUCGUAAACGGACCCUGGACGCCUCUCCAGCAACGUCACAAGCCCAACUUUCCAUGAUUCCAUCUUCCAAUUUCAGCUUUCUACCCUCAGAUGACUGGAAAGACCGCUUGAAGAUGGUGCGUCACUUUGCUCCGUUCUUGGAUGUUCGCCAACAACAAUCACUUACAAACGAUGACGGCACCAGGACGUUGAUCUUCACUUUAAUAUCGCCCAAUUUGUUCAAAGUUCCUUUCAAGAUAAAUCUCACGUCUCUGAAUUCUGUUUCAAGCAUACAGAUCACCAGCAAAUCUGCACUAAUUACCUUAUCUCUCUUGUCACCCACGAUACACCAAAAGAUAGAACACGACUUCCUUGUGCUAUGCAAGCUCAACAUAUUAAUGCACUGUCUAGCGUCUUUGUCCGGUAUCCUCCAAAAAAGAGUUCAGACAAUCUACGAGAUAAUACGCAAGUUCUCCAAGUUUAUCGCCCACUCUCGCUUUAAACCACUUAUGGAUUCACACGAGAUCGAUAACGAUGUUCGACUUUACGCCAUAGUUCGGACCGUUGAAAGCGUCGAGUUGAAUGUGCCAGUUGAAAAUUCCAUCUAUACCAUCAGACUUGUUUGGAAUAUCAUACUAAGUGACUAUACGACUGGUGCCUGUGGCUCGGACCUCAAGCUUAUCGCUACAAACAAUUCUACGGCCAUGGAUUUAUCGUCGUUGUUUUCCGCUCUAGCAGAAGAGCACGGCGUAGUAGCUGCGCUCGAAACUAUAAUUAAAACGUCGUUUCAUGUCAUGAUAUGA
Messenger RNA from Meyerozyma guilliermondii ATCC 6260, 1155 nucleotides. RefSeq lists its product as uncharacterized. Lineage: Eukaryota; Fungi; Ascomycota; Pichiomycetes; Serinales; Debaryomycetaceae. The transcript has a single exon. The coding region runs from base 1 to 1155 and encodes 384 amino acids. The record is from RefSeq and is a predicted model, not a curated record.